Messenger RNA from Lobosporangium transversale, 891 nucleotides. Its product is annotated as Fcf1-domain-containing protein. Lineage: Eukaryota; Fungi; Mortierellomycota; Mortierellomycetes; Mortierellales; Mortierellaceae. Gene Ontology annotation, molecular function: small ribosomal subunit rRNA binding. Gene Ontology annotation, cellular component: small-subunit processome; nucleolus. The transcript has 4 exons. The record is from RefSeq and is a predicted model, not a curated record. Bases 85 to 891 code for a protein of 268 amino acids.
CUCAUGGUUCAUUGGUUCAUGGACAUUCCUAUACUCUUGUCUUCUUAAUUAGCAUUACGGAACAGCAACAACAAACUCGACACCAUGAGAAUCAAACGGCAUAAGGAUUACAAGCGGUACAUGAACAUGUACUGCCAGACAUUUAAAUUCCACAAACCAUAUCAGGUUCUUGUGGAUGCGGAUUUUAUUCAAGCAGCAUUGGAUCAAAGAAUGGAUCUCAGGGUGAUGAUCCCCAAUGUUCUCUGUGACGCUUCAAAACAAAUGGUGACACCAUGUACCAUGGCACAACUCAAAUCUCGUGGUGAAGAGGCAUCUGGUGCCUUCAUUGCCUCCAAACGAUUUGAGAAACGUCGUUGCAAGCAUCAAGAUCCUGUCGAGGAAUCCAUUUGUAUCUCUCAAAUCAUCGCCGAUACCAACCCCCAUAAUUACGUCGUUGCCUCUCAAUCCAAACGACUUCGAGUUCAAUUAGCUCAAGUUCCAGGGGUACCUUUGCUUUAUAUCCAUCGAUCCAACCUCAUCUUAGAACCCCCCUCAGAGGCAAGUUUGAAAACCUGUAAAAAAAUCGAAACCGACAAGACCCAUGCUAAAUCAAAGGAAUUACAAACUUUAAAGGGCCUCAAGGUCUCUGCAUUGGCUAAACUUUUGAAAAAGAAAAUGGGUCCCAAGGAACCAAAUCCAUUGUCGAUUAAGAAGAAAAAGAAAAAACCAGAGCCCACUACUACCAUUACUUCGACUACAACUUCUAUCAAAAAGCGAGGAGCAGAGUCUGAAGCGGAUGCAGGAGUAGAGAAGAAAAAGACAAGAAGGAGGAGAAAGUCAAAGUCUACUGCUACUGCUGAUGCUUCUGCCACAACCAAUACUACAACGCCGGCGGGAUCCGAGUCGUCAUAG